Blastomyces gilchristii SLH14081 is the source of this 222-nucleotide messenger RNA. RefSeq lists its product as uncharacterized. The transcript has a single exon. The record is from RefSeq and is a predicted model, not a curated record. Bases 1 to 222 code for a protein of 73 amino acids. NCBI's taxonomy places the organism in Eukaryota, Fungi, Ascomycota, Eurotiomycetes, Onygenales, Ajellomycetaceae.
AUGCACUAUGUUAGGCUUGGUUCACACUUCUACGGUGGUGCUAGUCGAGAAGACAUUGAGUUUUUCAAAGCUUUGUUUUCAUUAGACGCAAGUCGACAUGAUAUCGUUGAUGCCUUCAAUGUACUCGAGGGGUAUUGGCAAUCCGUCCUGGAUCUUCCCACCUCUCUUCCCACCGCCGGUGGAGCACCAAAGGCAACUCGUGCUGACAUAACGAUGCCUUAA